CAAACACAUUGCACAAGAAGUGACAUGUGUAGUGAUACCGUUUUUCACUUUUGAUCGAAUAAUGCUAAAAAUUUACUUAUUUUCCGAUCAAAAUGUCGAAAAUAUUCACUCCAACGAAUCAAAUACGAUUAACAAACGUGGCCGUUGUAAGGCUGAAAAAAGGAGGCUCGAGAUUCGAAAUCGCCUGCUACAAGAAUAAAGUAUUAUCUUGGAGAAAUAAGUUGGAGAAAGAUAUAGAUGAAGUACUUCAAACUCACACCGUUUUCGUCAACGUUUCCAAAGGACAAGUGGCCAAGAAAGAAGAAUUAGUAAAAAUAUUCGGUACAGAUGAUCAGACUAAAGUAUGUUUAGAAAUCCUAGAAAAAGGAGAACUUCAAAUAUCCGAUAAAGAAAGAGCUGCACAAAUGGAAGCAGUUUUCAAAGAAGUAUCUACGAUUAUAGCAGAGAAAUGUGUUAAUCCGGAGAAUAAACGUCCUUAUCCUACGUCGAUUAUAUCCAAAGCUUUGAAAGACGUUCAUUUUUCUGCUAAACAGAAUAAAUCGGCUAAACAACAGGCUCUCGAAAUGAUCCCAAAGCUACAAACUGUAAUACCAAUAGAACGAGCACAAAUGAGAGUUAAAGUAACUAUGUCCGGUAAAGAAGCUAACAAAUUAAAGGAGAAAUUAGUAAAAAUUGUUACCAAAGUCGAAGAAGAGAAUUGGGAUUCUUUCGAACUAACUAUGAUAAUUUUAAUUAAUCCCGGAGUAUAUCGAGAAAUAGAAGAAAUAUGUAAUUCGGUCAAAGGAACAACGUGUACGAUGGAAUUACUGAAUUUAAAAGAAGUCACACAAGGAGAAGAGUUCAUCGAGUGAUAAUUAAAAAUUUCCUGUUUUUUCAAAAUUUUCAAUAUUUAUUCAAUAAAUAAUUUUUAUAAAAACA
This is a messenger RNA of Planococcus citri (citrus mealybug), 918 nucleotides long. RefSeq names its product SBDS ribosome maturation factor (gene Sbds). The coding region runs from base 93 to 851 and encodes 252 amino acids. The transcript is spliced from 5 exons. The record is from RefSeq and is a predicted model, not a curated record. NCBI's taxonomy places the organism in Eukaryota, Metazoa, Arthropoda, Insecta, Hemiptera, Pseudococcidae. Gene Ontology annotation, biological process: ribosome biogenesis; cytosolic ribosome assembly.